Monopterus albus (swamp eel) is the source of this 5762-nucleotide messenger RNA. RefSeq names its product sorting nexin family member 30 (gene snx30). Gene Ontology annotation, cellular component: phagophore assembly site; early endosome. The transcript is spliced from 10 exons. Gene Ontology annotation, molecular function: phosphatidylinositol binding. Lineage: Eukaryota; Metazoa; Chordata; Actinopteri; Synbranchiformes; Synbranchidae. The coding region runs from base 308 to 1639 and encodes 443 amino acids. The record is from RefSeq and is a predicted model, not a curated record. Gene Ontology annotation, biological process: piecemeal microautophagy of the nucleus; endocytic recycling; autophagy of mitochondrion.
GAUCUACUUGCUAGCUUUUGCCCAUAGGCUAGCUUUCAGCCACUUCUUCAGCGGAUGAGGUUUUCUUGAGAGAGGCCGAGCGGCCCUACUCGUUUUGUUGGAGAUAAGAAAGAAUGAGUGUAACAUCCGGAGUUGCGCAGUGGGAGUCAGCUGACAGUUGUGGCCAACCAGCGGGUGUAACAUCUUUAAUGAAGAUACGCUGAACGGAGAAAAAUAGCUUUCUCCGUCUUCUCUAACCGUAUCAGCCGCGGAAAACAGGAGAGCUGUUAUCCUCGAUACAAGGCCACGACUUCCCGCCUUCCGCAGGAUGAGUGUCGGCGCUCCGAGAGGCCUGGCAAGCUCGGGGCAGAAGCCCAUCGCGGAGAUCCUCCACCCGCUGUCCGCCACCGAGGAGCUGCUCUCCCCGGGGCCAGAUGUCACCGUCACCAUCGGAGGGGACAAGGAAGCGGGAUUGACCAACGGCACACCGGUGGAGAUGUCGAGUCCCGCCUCUGCAUCCUCACUGUUCAACAGGCUGCAGCUGGAUGACGACCUGGAAGCGGACGCUCGGGACCCCUACUCCUCCACGGAAACACGUGAUCUUUUUGUCACAGUCGAUGACCCAAAGAAACAUGUGUCCACCAUGGAGACAUACAUCACCUACAGAGUCUCCACCAAGACAACACGAAUAGAGUUUGACCUGCCGGAGUACUGUGUGCGACGGCGCUACCAGGACUUUGACUGGCUGAGGAUCAAGCUGGAAGACAGUCAGCCGACCCACCUCAUCCCCCCGCUGCCAGAGAAGUUUGUGAUGAAGGGCGUGGUUGAUCGUUUUUCUGAGGAGUUUGUGGAGACGAGGAUGAAAGCUCUGGACAAGUUCCUGAAGCGAGUUGCAGACCAUCCUGUCCUCUCCUUCAACCCUCAUCUAAACGUUUUUCUGACUGCCAAGGACCUGAACAAGCGCCAGGGUCUGGCCCUGCUGUCCAAAGUAGGCGAGUCAGUGAGGCACGUGGCUGGAGGAUACAAGCUGCGGACACGGCCGGCCGAGUUCUGCGCCAUGGGAGAAUACCUGGACACCUUCAGCCAGAAACUGGGAACCAUCGACCGCAUUGCUCAGAGGAUCCUCAAAGAGCAGUCAGAGUACCUAACAGAGCUGCGUGAGUACGGCACGGUCUACUCUAGCUGGGCAGGGUCGGAGGAGGAGCUGCGACGCCCCCUGGAGGGCGUGGCUGGCUGCGUGACGACAUGCAGUGGGGCGCUGGAGGAUCUGAGUGAGAACAUGAGCCAGGACUUUCUGCCUGUACUCAGAGAGUACGUGCUCUACAUAGAGUCCAUGAAGAAUGUUUUGAGGAAGCGAGACCAGACCCAAGCAGAGUACGAGGGCCGACUAGAAGCAGCCAUACUGCGCAAACAGGACGACAGAACCCCUAUGCCAGCGGAGGUAGAGAAAUGCCAAGACAAAGCAGAGUGUUUCAAUGCUGACCUGAAGGCAGACUGGGAUCGCUGGCAGAGCAACAAGAGACAAGACUUCAAGCAGCUCCUCACAGGCAUGGCGGAUAAAAAUAUCAACUACUAUGACAAGUGCCAGGCAGCGUGGGAGUCUCUCAUAACUCUCCUCCAGGACAAACAAACUGAGGACAAGACAAGCGAGACGAACUGAAACAUCUGCUCGUGUCUCCGGCUCGUAUCCCUCUCCCCCUCUCUGUAUUGCACACUCUCUCAUGCCAAGGAAAAGGACCAGCCUGGCAGCAGAUCUGAACUGUUGGACUUUGCCCCCAAUCUCUUGUGAGGUGUACAGAGGGGGAGUCGUCUCUUAGAGACAGGGUUGUACGGAGGUGGUACAGUAGCAAAUGGUGUGUUCAAAGACAGUGGGGAAAGAGGAGACACCUGUUAUGUACAGACCUUUUUUGUCCCUGUUCUUAAUGACGGUUUUCUACAUCAUAUUUCCAGUUAACAGUUGGUUGCCAGUGCUAUUCGUGUUUAUUUGAUCACGGUCUCACAGAGACACGUUUUCUUUCUGUUGUCUCCAUUUUCACAUUGAGGCAAAUGUGAAGAUGAAUUCUUGAAAACCUUUUGAAUCCAGAUACUGAUAUUUUGCAGUAUGAAGUACCUUACCUUACUUUUUUUCUACAAGUAUUCAGAUCAUCCCCUGUUAGUUUGGAAAAACAAAACUUAACACCAGAGGCAUCAGAUUGGCUGUAAUUAGGAAGCAAGUUUGUAGUUGAUUUGUUGACCACUUUACAAAAGUUCAGAAACAUUACGGUUUCAUUAUACCUUUCGGGCCAGACGGGGCAAAGAAAAGGCAGGAGGUGUAGUGGCAGAUGUCAGACGAGGCUUCAGUAAAAGUCUGUUGUCUUUUUUUUUUUGCCGCACACCCUUACAGAUAUACAGACAAGCGCAAGUGUUGGAGUUGAUGAGUUUGAUUUGGGUUAUACUGUAUGUUUGUCUUUUGAGCACAGUACAGCAGCACCACCUCGUGGUCAAACUGCUUAUAGCCGAACAGUGUACUACCUCUGUUGGGUUCUCUUGACAUUUAUAUUUGACCAUGGCCAUUCAGCUGGGGAUGCUAAAUGCCACACUAAGCAGAUUUACCCAGUGAAAAGCACAGAGAGAGACAACUGUAAUUCAUUCUGUCUAAAUAAACCAUCAGAUAUCGAUGUUUGAAAGCACUUUUUAAUUAGUCAAUCUCAUUUACAGAUUUUUUUUUUUUUUUAAGAAACGUGGCAUUAUCCCACAACAGAAUUUGUGUUUUGUUUGAAGAGAAGUAAGUCUUAGUUUGGAGCUGUCAUGUGAACAGCAGGGGAAUUACACAUAUUCAUGCUGCUGCCUCACAGAGCAACUAACAUAAUUUAGGCUGUAAGGAAAAAUCUCUGCUUCGCUGGAAAGCAUCACUCAGUGAUGGGAAUGCUGUUCAAGUCAUAGUCAUGUAUUUCAGAAAUUCUAGUCUGAGUGAUGCACCCUUUACUUUAAACUCCAAAUUCCUUGUUUUAUUUCCCCUGUUAUGAGACUAAAUGACUCAGUAAAGUGGAAAUCAUUUUCAGUUUGGUUCUGUUGAAACCUCUGUGGCAGUUUGACGACCUGACCGCGUCUGCUGUGACUCAUGGGAAACAUCUGUAAGAAGCUGUAGCACUGCAACAUGUAUGACCAAAAACAUUUGUGCGACAAAUCCUUCCUUUUUUUUAAAUUUUAUUUUAAAAUGCUGCUGAUGUGGCCUUGCCUUGAAGGAAAAAUCCUGAGAUAUUCAGUUACAUGUCAGUGUGUAAUCUGUUCUGUGUUCUGACUUUUGUUUCUGUCCAUAGAGAGGUACUGUAGGUUGGCAGUUAUAGCAGAAAUGAUGACAGUGCCAAGAGGAAGACGGUAAAUGUUUCAGUGGUGCCAGUUUGAACCGCUGAAACAUGUACAGUGGUACUGUAGUGUGUUAGUCAUACAGUUAACCAGAGAUAUUUAAAAUCAAACAGGACCAAGAGCUUAAAUGAGAUUUACCAUUAUUCUUUCAAAUAUGUUCAUUUCAUCAGUGUAAAGUAGCGAAAACUUGACCAAUGAUGAACAGGGUAGACUCAGUCAAGUGACAUCUUCCCAGAACCCCAGUGUAGCCCCAUAAAUGGGAAAUAUUUCUCAGACACAAUAUAAUCAUCAUUUGGUUUAGUUUUUUAACUACAUCUCGAAUUACUGACAGAAACAAAGUGCUGAUUUACUUUUGAGACUGCAUGCUCAGAGGAUCUGUUAAAGAAAACGGUUUAUUUUAACUUUCCUUUUGCCAAAUUGUCUUUGAAUAACCUUUUUUUGGGGGGGGGUGAUGAUGUCAUCUUACUGAGCCUGCCCUCAGCGUAACCAAAAUGAAGUGAAAGUGAUGAAAUGAAGGUUUAGUACUAGGUCAGUUUGUUUUUUUUUUUGUUUUUUUUUUUGCUUCUGUUCCCCUUUAGCUUUAAAGGCAUGAAGCAGCUACUGCCAGACAUUGGCGAGGUAACAAAUGAAAAAUACUGUAUUUUAAUUUAGGAGGUUGAAUGUAGUCAAUUAGAUGGAGAGAGAAGAGUUGUUCUGGUCCAGUGUCGAGGCAGCUACAGGAGACAGUGCUACGGAUGCUAAAUUACUGUAUUUGUACUGAAAUGUUGAAAACGAAGAGCCAGAGUCAAAGGUGUUUAGAAACCAAACAAACCUUCUGUAUUGUCUGGCUCUUUCACAGAGUGUCACUAGCCCAAAUUACUGCUGUAAAAGAACUAUCGUUUAACUCUUUGCUAAUUUUCAGUAUUUUUUAUAGUCAGUGACAUUUCAUAUAAACAUGCAGCACAAAAAACGUUGUAAAUGUUGAUCCAGACCUCACCGAUUGAGUCGCUAUUAUUCAGUUACCAACACCAGGAAAUCAGAAAAAGGCAAUGCAUUGAAUGGAAGCCCCCUGUUGAGUUUUUGGCCACUAGUAGUGCUGCAUGGUUUUUGUAUCGCAAGGAAACAUACAAUGUGUUUUUGUAAGAAAAACAAUGUAAGCAUAAAUUUGUUUACAAGCAAACUCCAUGGUGCGACUUUAAACCAGAUUAGCGGUAUCAGACUGUAAAGUCGAAUACAGUCAUUUCCAAAGUCCAUUUACCAUUUGAUAUUGGUGCAUUACACUGUGAAAAUGAGACAGCAGGGGCAUGUGGCGAUUUCAGCCAGUAGAAAAUGUUCUCUGUAACAAUGGUACAUUUUAAUACUGUAUAUGGACUAAAGAAGAACUAAGAACUAAGGAAUAGUAGAUGUACCAAACAUGGUAAAUGUUUAAUGGAAAAAAGUCUGACAGUAAAAAAAACAAAAACAAACAAGUUUGAUCAUCCUCUGCUUUUUGUUUACUGGUUCAGAUUGGUAGUUGGUACCUGCUGUUUGUUUGCACACAGGCACUGUGACUUUCAAAGGGAGGUGUCGGUGCACCUCAAGACUUUCCCGAUAUCUGGUGUAAAUGAAGUACAUGUCACUGAUUAAGUGAACUGAACAAGCAGACUUGACUGAAAUUUCUUUUUUUGAUCUUAAGGCAAUAUACUGUACUGUAUAUUCAAUAUUCCCAAAUGUACAGCUAUAUGUAUGGUACAGCUGAGUCUAUUUUUGUACAAAAGGAUGAUGGCUAGGGUUCUAUGGAGUACUUUAAAAUAUUUUAGAAGGGGCUGGAGAUUUGCACUAGCAAUACAAAUCUGGAAUAACCAAAAUAUAAGGAAUGAAAAAUGUUAGGACAAUAGUUUUCAGAUUAAUUCACUUCUCCUUAAUCAUAGACAUCGUAAAAGGCCCCUCUUAAAUGAUGUGCCUACUGACUAACUUUGUGCACUAUACUCAGUACGUGGCACCACUUUCUGGCAGAAGAACUUCAUUUUCUUUCUUUCAGUUGCCAAAAAUGACAGUAAAUCGUCUGGUGCUGAACUGGACGUAUUGUGUUUCAGUUUGGAACAAUUAAUAAGGGCAAGAAAGGCAUAGUCUACAAAGCACAUUCAGGUUAAAUUCCCUAAACAAGGAUGUUUUUAAUUAAUGUACAAAUCAAAUGUUUACCUCCUAAUGUCCUCCCAUCAAGUCAGCACAGGAUAAACCUGAUCAAUUAAGCCUGUAAAGGAGUUUGUGACAUUCACAUGACUUCUGAACAUGUGAAUCUAGGUUGUCUUUUUCCUUCAGUCUCUCCCCAGGGGGUACUGUUUACGUUCAGAGUCCCUAUUGUAGUUUGGCUGUGAAUAACAUCUUGUAAUCACAAAUAAGCUUGUAUAUUGAUGUUGUUUUUGAUGGGUUGGGGGAUAUCUUGGACCAAUAAUAAAAAGUAUGAACAUAUUUGAUGG